Molecule: messenger RNA, 4770 nt
Organism: Tachysurus fulvidraco (yellow catfish)
Lineage: Eukaryota; Metazoa; Chordata; Actinopteri; Siluriformes; Bagridae
Gene: ephb2a
Product: eph receptor B2a
Exons: 16
Coding region: 92-3091 (999 amino acids)
Biological process (GO): axon guidance; protein phosphorylation; cell surface receptor protein tyrosine kinase signaling pathway
Cellular component (GO): plasma membrane; neuron projection
Molecular function (GO): ATP binding; transmembrane-ephrin receptor activity; protein binding
Source: RefSeq, a predicted model, not a curated record
UGUGUGCGCGCGCGCUGGCUCCCAGUGUGCACUCUCCGCCUGGCAGUGUGAUCACGGCGCUUUUACAGAUGGGCCAGCGGAUUCAUCCCCAAUGAACAGCCCGGCUCUUCGUAGUCAGAUGGCUCCUCCGAUGGCACUUACGCACAUUAUUGCUUUAUUAUGGAUAAUGCCACCUAUCUGUGCGAUAGAAGAUGUGCUGAUGGAUUCGAUGACAGCAACGGCAGAGCUGGGCUGGACGAUAUACCCAUCAGUAGGGUGGGAGGAGGUGAGUGGCUAUGAUGAGAACAUGAACACCAUCCGCACCUACCAGGUCUGCAACGUAUUUGACGCCAAUCAAAACAACUGGGUGCGCACCAAAUACAUCCGGCGGCGAGGGGCCCAGCGCAUCCAUGUCGAGAUCAAGUUCUCAGUGCGAGACUGCAGCAGCAUCCCUAAUGUCCCAGGAUCAUGCAAGGAGACCUUCAACCUCUACUACUUCGAGUCUGACUCGGACACGGCCAGUAAAGUUUACCCUCAGUGGAUGGAGAACCCCUGGAUCAAGGUGGACACCAUCGCAGCCGACGAGAGCUUCUCGCAGGUGGACCUGGGUGGCCGGGUGAUGAAGAUUAACACGGAGGUACGCAGCUUUGGUCCUGUGUCUCGCAACGGCUUCUACUUGGCCUUUCAGGACUACGGUGCUUGCAUGUCGCUCAUUGCUGUGCGGGUUUUUUUCCGGAAGUGUCCCCGUGUUGUCCGGAACGGAGCUGUCUUUCCAGAGACUUUGUCAGGAGCAGAGAGCACUUCGUUGGUUGCAGCUAGAGGUACCUGCAUACCCAAUGGAGAGGAAGUUGACGUGCCAAUUAAACUUUACUGCAACGGAGAUGGCGAGUGGUUGGUUCCUAUCGGGCGCUGCAUGUGUAAAGCUGGACACGAGGCAGGCGAGAACGGCACUCUCUGUCAAGCAUGUUCCUCUGGAUUCUUCAAACCAUCCCAGGGAGAUCAGUCAUGCCAACAGUGUCCUAUCAACAGCCGCACCACCAACGAGGGAGCUACCAGCUGCGUCUGCCGUGUUGGCUACUACCGCACUGAUUCAGAUCCUGCACAGAUGCCCUGCACAACCGUGCCCUCCGCCCCUCAGACAGUCAUUUCCAGUGUGAAUGAGACAUCCUUGAGGCUCGAGUGGAUUCCUCCUCGUGACAGUGGUGGCCGACACGACCUCGUGUACAACAUCAUCUGCAAAAGCUGUGGCUCGGGCCGAGGAGCCUGCACACGUUGUGGAGACAACGUGCAGUUCGUGCCACGGCAGCUAGGCCUCAUCGAGCCACGCGUGCACAUCAGUGAUCUACUCGCCCACACGCAGUACACCUUUGAGAUCCAGGCAGUGAACGGUGUUUCUGACCAGAGCCCCUACUCGCCUCAGUUUGCCUCAGUCAAUAUUACAACUAACCAGGCCGCUCCAUCAAUGGUGUCCAUCAUGCAUCAGGUCAGCAGGACUAUCGAUAGCAUCACGCUGUCAUGGUCUCAACCAGAUCAGCCCAACGGGGUCAUACUGGACUAUGAGCUGCAGUACUAUGAGAAAAAUACUGCUGAAUUCAACUCUUCUACACUAAGGAGCCAGACAAAUACAGCUGUAGUUCGAGUCCUAAAGCCAGGCACCAUCUAUGUGUUCCAGGUGCGAGCUCGGACAGUCGCGGGGUUUGGACGCUUCAGUGGAAAGAUGUACUUCCAGACCAUGACUGAAGAGGAGUACGAUUCCAGCCUGAAGGAAAAGCUGCCACUCAUCAUUGGCUCUGCUGCUGCAGGUGUUGUUUUUCUCAUCUCAGUAAUUGUGCUCAUCAUCGUCUGUAACCGGAGAGGCAGUGAGAGGACAGAAUCUGAGUUCACAGACAAGCUCCAGCAUUACACAAGCGGCCAUUUGUCACCAGGUAUGAAGAUCUACAUCGAUCCCUUUACAUACGAAGAUCCUAAUGAGGCAGUGCGAGAGUUUGCCAAAGAAAUAGACAUGUCCUGUGUGAAGAUUGAGCAAGUUAUUGGUGCAGGUGAGUUUGGGGAGGUUUGCAGCGGAAAUCUGCGCCUGCCUGGAAAGAGAGAGAUCCUGGUAGCCAUUAAAACGCUGAAGUCUGGCUACACUGAGAAGCAGAGGAGGGACUUCCUGAGUGAGGCCAGCAUCAUGGGCCAGUUUGAUCACCCCAACAUCAUCCACUUGGAGGGCGUGGUGACAAAAAGCUUCCCCGUUAUGAUAAUCACCGAGUUCAUGGAGAAUGGCUCACUGGAUUCCUUCCUUAGACAAAACGAUGGGCAGUUCACUGUGAUUCAGCUGGUCGGCAUGCUGAGAGGCAUUGCAGCUGGCAUGAAGUAUUUAUGUGAUAUGAACUAUGUGCACCGAGACCUGGCUGCCCGCAACAUCCUGGUCAACAGCAACCUGGUAUGCAAAGUGUCUGACUUUGGGCUUUCUCGCUUCUUAGAGGAUGACACGUCAGACCCUACGUACACCAGUGCCCUAGGAGGAAAGAUUCCCAUCCGGUGGACCGCUCCAGAGGCCAUCCAGUACAGGAAGUUCACCUCAUCCAGUGAUGUGUGGAGCUACGGUAUCGUCAUGUGGGAAGUCAUGUCCUACGGAGAGAGACCAUACUGGGACAUGAGCAAUCAAGAUGUGAUUAAUGCUAUAGAGCAGGAUUACAGGUUGCCUCCUCCUAUGGACUGCCCCAAUACAUUACAUCAAUUAAUGCUGGACUGCUGGCAGAAGGACAGAAACAACCGGCCUAAAUUCAGCCAGAUCGUGAACACCCUGGACAAAAUGAUCCGCAACCCUAAUAGCCUGAAAGCCACCACCCCACUUUCUUCCGCCGUACACCUACCUCUGCUGGACCGCAGCACUCCAGACUUCUCCAGCUUCAGUAGCGUGGAUGAGUGGUUGGACGCUAUCAAGAUGGGCCAGUACAAGGAGAACUUUGCCAGUGAGGGCUUCAGCUCUUUCGAUGCCGUUUCCCAAAUGACUCUGGAUGACAUCCUACGGGUGGGAGUCACUUUGGCCGGCCACCAGAAGAAGAUUCUCAACAGCGUGCAAAUGAUGCGAGCUCAGAUGAACCAAAUCCAAUCGGUGGAGGUUUGACCCUCAUUCUUAGAGGCUCUCAGACUGACUCCCUCCUCCACCAGCCCCCUGGCUUCAGAGUUCAGCUGCAGUCCUUCCUGUGGAGAUGUCCCCGGCAAAGUAGGUCCUCAGGAGGGACUCCCACACAGCAAACACCCCCUAAAAUCCACCAGCACGCAGCAGGAUGGAGUCGGACAGUGAUGUCUGGAGGCCCACACGUGUACUGUACUAUUACAGUGGUGAUGAUUUUAAUUGUAACAUCAAAGAGAGUAAUGGUUAAAGGAUUCAAAGGGAGACAUUGAUCAUCACCAGUGUCUAGUUUUGUUAGAUUAUAUAACCCUUUAAUAGGGAAAUAAGUAAAAUUCAAACAGUUCUGUUAUUUAUAGCGGUACUAGUCUCAUGAUAAAACCUUUGAGACAGAGAAAGUAUAAAGCUUAGGGUGGCAGAGUAACAAGAGGAGAGAAAGAUGAAAAUGGACCAUGGACUAAUGGCACAAAAAUGAGCCUCUUAUACUCCUGCUGAUGCCAUAUGGUUAGGAAGGAUCCAUGUGGCAACCCAAGAGGAGUAAUGUAGAAAUUGUGAAAAUUAGUGACAAAAAAGUCUGGAUUUUUUUUUUUUUUUCAAAUAUUAUGGUGAUAUUUUUUAUUUCUCCUUUUUUAUGGAUUUGAUUUUGGAUAUAUACUCAAUGGCAACUUUAUUAGGAACACCAUACUAAUACUAUGUAAAACAUCCCUUAUGCUCUCAAACCAGCCUCAAUUCUACAUAGCAUAGAUUCCACGAAGUGCAUGUCGUUUAACCGUAACGACUUGACCCAAGUGCUGUACAUAACAUCAUAUAAUGUCACAUUAAACCACAUAAUUAGACCUAGAAUAAAAACCUUCAAAAUGGCUAAAGAUGAAGCAGUUGUUGGAAAGUGCUGGAAACAUUUCUUUGAGAUCCUGAUGAUAUGACUGCUUUACGUAACUGCUGAAAAUUUCUCCUGUUCUACCACAUACAUCCCAGAGGUGUUCUGUUCGAUUCAGAGCUGAGGUAUAAGGAUACCACUGAACUACAAUGAACUUGUUGUCAUGGUUUUGGAGACCGUUUCAGACAAAUUGUGCUUUGUUAGUUAGAUGGCUCAUUAUCAUGGCAUUCAAUUGAUGCUGGAUGGAGAUUAACAAGCCCAAUGUGUCCAAGAAAGCAAUUCCCACAUCAUUACACCAACACCACCUGGAACUGUUGACAGAAAUGCAGUCCAUGGAGCCAUGUUUUUGCACUGCAUUUCAGCCUACUAACUAUCUAUAUCUCAGAAAAAAAAUUCAGUUCAUUUACCUCAUGUUUUUAUCUAAAGAGACUUACAGCUAAGAGAGAAUACAACUGUGCAGUUAAGGGUUAAGGGCCUUUCUCAAGGGCCCAACAGUAAUGCUGAGAUUUGAACUCAUGACUUUCCAUUCAGUUGUCUAGUACCUUAAUCGCUGAGGUAACGCUGCCCAAUAGUCACUGCUUAUCAUUGUAUCAUCUAGAUUUGGUGAGUUUGUGCCACCCUGGCCUCAGAUUUCUAUCCUGGGCUUAAAGAAGUGGAAUUUGAGUUUAUCUGCCAGAGGUGGGAGUAAGUCAAACAUGUGCAAGUCACAAGUAAGUCUCAAGUUAUGAAUGUCAAGUCAAAGUCAAGUAGAAUAUUUUUUUAACAUUUUUCAAGCAAAUCUCAAGUCUCAAAUUUG